Messenger RNA from Diceros bicornis minor, 948 nucleotides. Its product is annotated as olfactory receptor 5B2-like. Gene Ontology annotation, biological process: G protein-coupled receptor signaling pathway; sensory perception of smell. The coding region runs from base 4 to 948 and encodes 314 amino acids. Gene Ontology annotation, cellular component: membrane. Gene Ontology annotation, molecular function: odorant binding; olfactory receptor activity; G protein-coupled receptor activity. The record is from RefSeq and is a predicted model, not a curated record. The transcript has a single exon. Lineage: Eukaryota; Metazoa; Chordata; Mammalia; Perissodactyla; Rhinocerotidae.
UCCAUGGAGAAUAACACAGAGGUGAAAGAAUUUGUGCUGCUAGGACUAACCAAUGCCCCAGAACUGCAGGUUCCGCUCUUUGUAAUAUUCACCCACAUCUACUUUAUCACUCUAGCUGGGAACCUGGGGAUGAUCAUGUUGAUUCUACUGGACUCUCGUCUCCACACUCCUAUGUACUUUUUCCUUAGUAACCUGUCUCUGGUGGACUUUGGUUACUCCUCAACAGUCACUCCAAAUGUGAUGGCUGGGCUUCUUACAGGAGACAAGGUCAUCUCCUACAAUGCAUGUGCUAUUCAGAUGUUCUUUUUUGUAGUCUUUGCCACUGUGGAAAAUUAUCUCUUGACAUUAAUGGCCUAUGAUCGCUAUGCAGCAGUGUGUAAACCCCUACAGUACACCACCACCAUGAUGACAAGUGUGUGUGCGCGUCUGAUCCUAGGCUGCUAUGUCUGUGGUUUCCUAAAUGCCUCCAUCCACAUUGGAAACACAUUCUGUCUCUCUUUCUGUCUGCCCAAUGUGGUCCACCACUUUUUCUGUGAUAUUCCAGCAGUCAUGGCUCUGUCUUGCUCUGAUAGACAUGUUAGUGAGCUGGUUCUUGUUUAUGUAUCCAGCUUCAAUGUUUUUUUUGCUCUCCUCAUUAUCUUGAUAUCUUACGUAUUCAUAUUUAUCACCAUCCUAAAGAUGCACUCAUCUGCAGGAUAUCAGAAAGCUUUAUCCACUUGUGGCUCCCACCUCACUAUAGUCUCCAUCUUCUAUGGAACUAUUAUCUUCAUGUACUUACAGCCCAGCUCCAGUCAUUCCAUGGACAUAGACAAAACGGCAUCUGUGAUCUAUAGUAUGAUCAUCCCCAUGCUCAACCCUGUGGUCUAUAGCCUGAGGAACAAGGAGGUCAAGAAUGCAUUCAAGAAGCUUGUUGAGAAGGCAAAAUAUUCUCUAGGUUUGGUCUUUUAA